This is a messenger RNA of Trichogramma pretiosum, 2934 nucleotides long. RefSeq names its product DNA replication factor Cdt1 (gene dup). NCBI's taxonomy places the organism in Eukaryota, Metazoa, Arthropoda, Insecta, Hymenoptera, Trichogrammatidae. The coding region runs from base 276 to 2414 and encodes 712 amino acids. Gene Ontology annotation, cellular component: nucleus. The record is from RefSeq and is a predicted model, not a curated record. The transcript is spliced from 4 exons. Gene Ontology annotation, biological process: DNA replication preinitiation complex assembly; mitotic cell cycle; regulation of DNA-templated DNA replication initiation. Gene Ontology annotation, molecular function: DNA binding; DNA polymerase binding.
GGGCUCAGACAUCGCGCGUCGGCCGUCUAGUGUACACACAUUCGCGACACGUAUUCCCGUUGCUUCUUUUUAACUCGGUUUUUAACCUUUGUUUUGUACUUUGCCAAAGUUCAUGAGCGUUUUCCCCGGUGUGCAUCGGUUGUUUCUGCAGUGCCGUGAAAGCAAAAUUAAUUUCGGGCGAUCCUAGUGGCUCGCUGGAAACCUUUUGUCAGAGGAGGUAUUCCGGUAUUGUGUUGGACGCGUAUACACAUUGAGCGCAGCAGCAGCGCAGCAUCAUGUCGCAACAGUCCGUCGUCACCGAGUACUUCGCCACGAGGAAGCGGCGGGCCAGCGAGGAUCUCCGAAAUAAGUCGAAGGUUCUAAUCCUCGACGGCAAUGAGACGCAACCGCAAAAGGUUUUGCCCGUCAUCAGGGAAGACGAGACGAAGCAAACGAACAUGGCUAGUCUGCAAAAUAAACUGGAAUCCAAGAGAGGAUCCGUCGUGAGAAAUUUGAAGUUCGAGGCCGACGAAAAGACAACGACAAAGUCCUCGACACCGCGUGCAAGAACGCCGAGAACGCGCCGCAGCUCGGUCACCGAAGACAAAAGUCAGACGGAUAUUCGCGAGGCACUUCUGAAGCAGACCCAAGAAUCAGACAAUAAGAAUGUCCUGUUCGCUAAACUCGGAAAUUUGAGCCCAAAGAAGACACGUUUGCGCACCACGCGAGCUUUGAAAAAAGCAUUGGAGGAGGAGGAGGAGGAGGAAGAAAAGGUGACGAAAAUAGAUGAACCUGUCAUAUGCAAGACCCCGACUAAAUCCAAACCAUUGGUACAGAUGAAUAUCGAUGAAAUCAAAACCAAACUCAACAAAAGUUCCAGAUUAUCGGAAUUACGCGAUAGGAUAAAUAAACUCAAAUCUAGUGAAGACAAAGUUAAGGAACUCGAGGAUAAAUUGAAAAACAAAAAAGUAGAAACUAAAAAGAAUAACUUGAAGCUCAAAGGAUUCAAUCAGCUCGAACUGGAAGUGCCAGUUAGUCCUCAAAAAGCUAUGAAAUCUCCACAGAAAUUCACAACUCCUACAAAGAACAAUUUAAUACUUUCUCCUAAAGCUAGCCCAGCUAAGCGACUAUUAUUCGAGCCCAAAGAGGAACCAGCAAGUCCUGUAAAAGCUAGUCCCACGAAAACUCCUGCUUACCACAGAUACCAAGGACUCAUCGAUGAUGGUAAAUCUGGUCUAAUCUUGCCUUUCCAUUAUAGGCUACUGAACGAAACAUUCUGCAGCUUGGAUACCGUCGUCGCGAUGUUAUACAAUAGGAAAGAAACUGCCACAUUUAGUAAAUUAAAACCAUCAGUUCAAGAAAUGACGCGCAAAGAUUUCAAUUUGGACCUUCUUGCACAGAUUAUAACUAUAUACCCGGAAUCAUACACUUUAAGACAAGAGAAAUUACGCAAGUUCGGCGGCUUGAGAGGAGAAGAGACCUAUGAGCUUGUCAUCACACCUGUUAUCGAAUCUAAUGAAAGAUCGGGUCGUAACACCCCGGACGAAGAACAUAUUCUUCAGUCUGAUCUAAACGCUCGCAUGAGCUCGAUUGUACUUUUGAAACGUAAGCGUAAAUUCUUGGCAGCUUUGUACGACAUAGCGAAAGAAUGUCAUGAAAAAUUCUUGCAAACACUCGGUACGCCUAUGAAGGUCGAUAAAAAUAAUUUAAGGCGAUGGCAUCCGGCAUUCGAUGUGGAAAGUUGCAGAGAAAUUCCCAAAGCUGAGCUGCCUCAAGCACCAAAGCCUCAAAAAAUAACUACAGCCAGAGAAAUAUUGGAAAAGACGAACAAAUUUAUAAAUGACAACGCUAGAAUGAAAAAAGCGAUCGAAGCUCUUGCCGAACAAAAAGCACGAGUUGCUGCUGGAACGCAGACUCCUACAACUAAAUCGACACUUGUUAAUGGUUCGGCAACGCCAAGUACUACGCCACAUCUCAACUCAUCGAUAAUCGACACACCUCCGGCAACUCCCCGAACUCCGGCAACAACGAACAGUGCUCUUCUCAAAGGCAUUCCAACGUCUUUACUGGAAAAAAUCAGGGCGAAACAAGCAGCCAAGGAUUUGGAGAGGAUGACCAGAACCUCGAACAUGGACAAAGAUGCGAUAGUGUAUGCGCGAUUGCCAGAAAUGGCGAAAAUUAUACGCAACAUAUUUGUUGCUGAAAAGAAAAAUGUCUUAACGAUGGAAGUGGUUGUGAAGAAACUUGACGAUUCGUAUCGAACGAAACUCACGCCUGCUGAAUUAGAGGAACACAUACGACUAAUUUGUAAAUUGGUUCCUCUUUGGACAGCUGUGCACCAUGUUCGGAAAGUAGAUUAUCUUAAGUUGGCUAAGGACUUUGACAUGGCCCAAGUUAUCAAAAGACUGGAAGUUCUUGCUGAUGAAAAAGCCUAAUGUUUUGUAUUGCCUAGUUUUUGUAUAAAGUUUGUGAUUUAAGUGAUCCUGACAAGAAAAAAAACGAAAAGAUUGGAAAAUGCAAUUGAUAUUCGUGCCAUUACAUAUAAUGAACUUAAUUUAAAUGGCAGCAGUUAAAACUAUAUAUAAUUAUUUUUGCAUAAAAAAUGCAUGUUAUAGAAAGAGAUUUUUUUCGCAUAUUAACUUAGAAUAUUAAUAUUUUCCGGUGCGAUAGUAUUAUAUUAUUUUUUUUGCAUGGAUCUUUAUAGUGUGUAUUUAAAGUUUCUCUAGUUUUAACGUAGAUUAGUAAUGUAUAUUUCUUUAUCGCGUACUUAGUCGUUAUCUGUACUCAACUUAGUUCAAAGUGAAUUUAAAGCGACAGUUGAAAACGUAUGUAGUGAAAUUUGAUAUCGAUUUACAGUCCAUUGUAAAAAUCGUUUGAUAGUAUUGUUAAAAUAAUACGUACCCAACGAGUGUUAUCUCUGUAAACGAUAAAAUAUAAACUAAUACUGAAAACAAA